Messenger RNA from Nymphalis io (European peacock), 1746 nucleotides. RefSeq lists its product as uncharacterized. The transcript has 7 exons. The record is from RefSeq and is a predicted model, not a curated record. NCBI's taxonomy places the organism in Eukaryota, Metazoa, Arthropoda, Insecta, Lepidoptera, Nymphalidae. Bases 158 to 910 code for a protein of 250 amino acids.
CAAAUCCGCCCAUGGGUACCAAGUGUUAACGGGGUGUGCUGAGGCUGAAGUAAAAUCAUUGCGUGAGCUCCACUUCAAAAUGAAUGCCGACAGAUAAACCACAGCGCCUAAGAACAAUAGAAGGGGAAAUGCAGAAGAAGGAACGUCAAGAGUCAUAAUGUAUCAAAAGUUGCUAAAAGAGUUUCAAACAUGCAAAGUACUGGUAUUGUCGUCAUUCCUGUUAACAUUAUACAAACUUUUAGAAGAAUAUAUCGAGAAUGCAAUGGAACUUCACUUGCUUGACGAUCCACCGAACAACCAAACACCAUGGGUUCCUGAUUUCCUAACUAAAAUGCUGCCUUCACUGCAAAACUUGAACAGUAUUAUUACAAGAGUUGACACAGUUCGUUCGUCUACUUCUCGCACACAGACACAGCCAAAUGAUUCAAGCGCUAGGAAUUCUCUUGGUCUCACUACUCCUAAUUUCUUACUAACUUUUAUUGAAAACCUCAAGGAAUCGCUUGAAAGUAUUCAACCAACCGGUACUACUACCAAUCAAUGUGAAGGCAACUCAAACGAACGGAAUCGGCCGGAGUCACGAUUAAGUCCGAUCCUAGUGCCUCCUCCGCCGCCAACUUUCCACGACAGUCCAGAACCGCCAACUUACCGCCCGAUACCAACACCGCCAACUUACCGCUCGAUUCCAACACCGCCAAUUUACCAUCAAAGUCCAGCACCGCCUGUACGGCCUCGUCAUUUUUCGCCAUUACUCGCACCAUCUAUGGGUGGUGGCAUAAGUCGGCCGUCGAGACCGCCUCGCCCCGCGCAGGGAACGCCUUCGCGCCCUUACCGCAACUCGCGCUGGCAUCGUCCCCCGCACCGACAUCGCUCCCCGAAGUAUGAGCCGUACUACCCGCGACAUCACAACUAAACCUUUCCAUACGGAUUCAAUAAUAUUUUUGAUGUAACUCAUUCAACUUCUCUAGUUAUUUAUAUAACAAUGACUGUGUAUUUUAAGUGUUGUAAACAAAUAUAAAAUGUAAAUAUGGCAUUUCAAAAUAAUAACCUACUUUCAAGAAAAUAAAUUGAAAUGAAAAUUAUUAUUACAAAGAUAUUUAAAAAAGCAUUAAAGACAAUGCAUAGUUUAUUAUUAAGGAUAAUCUAUCUUUUAAACUUAUGUAGAACACCUAAAUGGGACCUUUAUAUCUAAUAUUAAUCGAUUUAUUUAUCGAUCUAUGUUCUAGUAACAUGAUUAUGAUCACGUGUGAUUUAGAAAAUAAAAAUUAUAGCAAUGUGAGCAAUUGCGUCACUAUUUGGUAUUUCUAAUUAGAUUAGAACAUGAGCAAUGUCCAUGCCUACAUAUAUCACUCCUUAGAAAUUAUGACAGAGUCACUAUUUUGAACCCCACUGUUGGGCUAAGGUCUCCUUUUGAGGCAGUUUAGAAAUUAUUCCACCAGCCUGCUCAAAUGCGUUUUGGUGGAUACACAUGUGUCGUAACGAUGUUUUCUUUCAUCGCUGAGGUUGUGAUGAAUUAUUAUAAACAUAAAUUUAGCGAAUGAGAGGUACUUAACAGGGUUUUAAUCGGCAAUCUUCGUUUAAAAUUAACAUGUUCUAUCGCAUCGAAGAGACGCAAAAAAUAUCCUAUUGUACCGUUUAAUGUAUGAAAAGUUGAAUGAUUGUUAAUUGCAAUAUUUAUUUAAUUGUACAUACUUUUACGUAAUGUGCAUUAUUCAUAAAUACAUUAAUGUUUCGAAUGUUGUCCUACAA